CCCUCCCACGGACUUGUUCACGCGCCAAAAGAUGACGUCAUCACAGCGUCGUGUUUCCACACAGGCAGAAGAGAAGGAAGAGAAGGAGAGCAGAAUCCCUCCAUCAUCUCCUGGAGGCUCUUCUUGCUUUUUCAUGCGUUUCAGAGGGACACAAGACGUUCAGAUGGAGUCCGAGGAAAACCUGCUGAGAGUUUUUCUGCUGCUGCUUCUGACGGGAAUCACUCAGGUGGGCCCAGUGGACCUGGAGGAGGGCUGGCAGGUCUUCAGUUCAGCUCAGGACUCUGAAGGCCGGUGUAUCUGCACAGUUGUGGCUCCUCAGCAGACAGUCUGCUCCAGAGAUGCUCGAACCAAACAGCUCAAACAGCUGCUUGAGAAGGUCCAAUACAUGAGUCAGUCCAUUGAGGUUCUGGAUCAGCGCACUCAGAGGGAUGUUCGUUUUAUGGAAAAGAUGGAGCUUGAGUUGCGAGGCCUGGAAGAGAAGUUUAAACAGGUCGAGGAAGGACAUGAAACUAAUAUUGCCCGGCAGUACAAGUUCAUCAAUUCAAAGAUGGAGGAGCUACUGCCUCUGAUUUCCGUACUGGAGUCCUACAAGGCAGAUGUUCGGUUGGUACGUCAGUUUAAGGAAGAGGUAGCAAAUUUGACAGAGCUGCUAGCUUUGCUGCAGGAGCAGCUGGGAGGCUUUGAUUACCAGGAGCUUCACAGCCGAGUGGCGAGUCUGGAGGACAGGCUGAGGGCCUGUAUGCAGAAACUAGCCUGUGGGAAACUAACGGGAAUCUCUGAACCAAUCACAAUAAAGACAUCUGGUUCAAGGUUUGGAUCCUGGAUGACUGACCCACUGGCACCGACAGGAGACAACAGAGUCUGGUAUAUGGAUGGUUACCAUAACAACCGUUUCAUUAGAGAGUACCAAUCCAUGCAUGACUUCAUGACAACUGAUAACUUCACCUCUCAUCGCCUCCCACAUCCUUGGUCGGGUACUGGCCAGGUGGUUUAUAAUGGCUCUGUCUACUUCAAUAAAUUUCAGAGUCACACCAUCAUCAAGUUUGACUUCAGCACGUCGCUCAUCAGCCGCUCUCGCCAGCUUGACUUUGCUGGAUACAACAACAUGUAUCACUACUCCUGGGGAGGGCACUCAGACAUUGAUCUUAUGGUAGAUGAGGGUGGACUCUGGGCUGUCUAUGCAACAAAUCAAAAUGCAGGAAAUAUUGUCAUCAGUCAGCUAAAUCCCAACACUCUUCAAAUCUUCCGCAGCUGGACCACUAACCACCCAAAGCGCAGUGCUGGAGAAGCAUUUAUGAUCUGUGGCACUUUGUAUGUUACCAAUGGUUAUUCUGGGGGAACAAAAGUGUACUAUGCCUUCUCCACCAACUCUUCCACCUAUGAGUACAUCGACAUCCCGUUGACUAAUAAAUACAGCCACCUGUCAAUGCUGGACUAUAACCCUCGUGACCGAGCUCUGUAUGCUUGGAACAACGGACAUCAAGUCCUCUACAAUGUCACGCUGUACCACAUCAUCCAGUAAACCUUAAACUAGCAUGAAGACAUUUUGGUAAAUCUUUUGGUUUUCUAUCAUACCUCAGUUCAGGUUCCAGUCGCAGACCAGAUACACGG
Molecule: messenger RNA, 1611 nt
Organism: Thalassophryne amazonica
Lineage: Eukaryota; Metazoa; Chordata; Actinopteri; Batrachoidiformes; Batrachoididae
Product: noelin-like
Exons: 6
Coding region: 32-1522 (496 amino acids)
Biological process (GO): signal transduction
Source: RefSeq, a predicted model, not a curated record